AUGUCUACUGAUAGCAAAUUUGUUACCGUUGGGAAUUUGAAAGUCCGAGUCAUCAAGGGGGACAUAAAAGACCAAAAGGUUGACGUCAUUGUAAACAGCAGUAGACCUGACCUUGACCUGAGUAAAGGCCGAGCAUCUAAUGCUUUGUUAUCGGCUGCUGGUGAAGAAAUUCAGACGGAGAUUCAGCAAAAUUACACCCACGGCAUACAAGACGGGGAAAUAGCAAUCACAUCCGGGGGACAGUUGUCAUGUGAGGCCAUUUACCAUGGGGCCCUGUCAAAAUAUUCCUCAACACAAGAUGAAAAGAUUCUUGAAAAACUUAUCCAAACCUGUUUGGAUCAGGCGAAUACAGAUGGAUACGAGACGAUGGCGAUUCCUGCCCUUGGGACUGGUUUUCUUUCUUUUCCAGUGCCCGCUGUGGCUCGGAUCAUGUUCGACUGCAUACAAAACUUUACACCCCAGUCCUUAAGUGAGGUUCGGAUCGUUAUAUUUCCAACAGAAAAAGACAUUUUCAAGGUAUUUUUGACGGAAGCGAAGAAGUUUCUUCACAAAGGUCAAGGAAAUCAAACAAAGGCAAAGUCCCACAGUCAUAAAAUAGGGAAAAUGACUGUUGAAGUAGUGGUGGACACACUAAGUUCUAUUCAUGCAGAUGUUUUAGUAUGCAGUGGACCAAAAGACUUACAGCUAAGUAAUGGUGGCUUAUCACAAUCGCUUCUAGAAGUGGCUGGAGAAGAAAUGCAAGAAGAACUCGACAGCAGUUUUCCAAAUGGCAUCGACUUUGGCGAAUGUGCUGUGAGCGAAGGUUAUAAUCUGAAUUGCAAGUAUGUUUAUCAUGGUGCCUUACCAAAAUGGGGAACCAACACACCAGAUCCUUCUUAUAUUCUAAAGAAAUUCAUGUCUGAGUGUUUAGAGGAAGCAAACAAACAUUCAACGAAGUCAAUAGCGUUUCCGACCCUUGGUCUUGGAGCACUACAUUUUCCUGUGGACCAGACAGCUAAGCUCAUGGUGCAGUGUCUCCGUGACUUUAAUAUGAAGCAUCGUCAAAUAAGCAUAACUAUUGACAAAGUCAUUAUUGUUGUGUAUAAUAAAGACAAAGACUGGUCACUACUACAAUCUAAAAUGCUAAAGGAACUGAAAGGCCAGAUGUUUGCUGCAACUGUUUCGAAGACGGUAUACACUGGUAAAAUUGACAGAAUUUCAGUGAAUGUCAAAGUUGGAAAUCUUACGGAAGAAAAGGUGGACGUUCUUGUAAAUAGUGUCACUCCAGAUUUAGGAAUGACAGCGGGAACUGCUGCGGCCCUAGCCACAGCAGCCGGUGUCGGAAUGACUAACGAACUUACCCAGAAUUACCCAAAGGGAAUUCAGCAUGGCGACAUUGCUGUUACUACCGGCCAUGAGAUGACGUCCGUCAAAGAAAUAUAUCAUGGUGCUCUUCUGCCGUGGUAUUCAAAACGGUCAGGAUCGACAAAACCCCCUGCUGAGAUUUUGGAGGAAUUUGUCUUGAAUUGUCUAAAGAAAGCAAACUCUUCUGGCCACAAAUCGAUAUCUUUUCCUGCCCUCGGAACCGGAUAUCAUAAAUUUCCAGCAGAUAUUGCAGCUUCCAGUAUGGUUUUAGCGUUUGAGAAAUUUUGUAAAACAACACCGAAUAAAACUAUUUCCGAAAUUCAAGUAGUAUUAUUUGGAGGUUCUAGUGAUCUUCAAUAUUUGGAAAAGGCUUUCCAGAGUGAAUUGAGUCAUAUGACAAAUGAAUUGUCUAAAGAUUCUGGAGCAAAUGGAGGAAAGGCACACAAAACUCACCACAGACACAUCCAAAGACGAGGCCCGAAAGUGAUUCCACAACGUGGAACAAAGAAUUAUCUGAUCUGGAAAUACCAAGAGGAAGGAUGCACUCCAUCGUACUGGACAAAAUUCACAAACAAGAAGAAACUCAAAGAAUGGAAUUUAGCUGUGAAGUCUGGAGCAUCACAUUUGGAAAAUGUAGAUCAAAAUACGUUUCAAAGCAUAGAAAAAGCUUUCAAAAGUACAUUAAGUAAUGCACAAAUAGUCAGUAUUCAACGAAUCGAAAAUGUGGAACUUUUCUUGAAAUACUCAGAUGAAUGUCAAAGACUAUUUCGAAAAGCAAUAGCUGAAGGAGAAUUUGUUCCAUUGGACAAGGUCAGUGGUUCCAGGGGCCCGGUUAAGACAAUGGGUCAUCUGGACACAGCAAUGACCAAACACACACAUCACGAAAUCAACGAGUAUUACUUCUUUCAUGGAACAAAGCCGGACUAUGUUGCAGUAAUCACUGGUCAAGGACUGGACAACCGAUUAGCUUAUACAGGAGGAUUACUUGGAACGGGUGUUUAUGGUGCAGAAGAUUCAGCAAAAUCCGACGGAUACACAGGAGCUGAUAUAAAUGGAUGUCGUCCAAUGUUUCUGAUGAGAAUGUGUCUUGGUGAUAUUUACAUGACAACUCAAAAGGGGGGUUUCAAGAGACCCCCUUGUAAAAAAUGCGGUCGUAUGGUAUGUACCAGUCACCAGGAAAUAUACGACAGUGUGGUGGCAAGCUUCUCUUAUCGCGAGUUUGUUGUAUAUGACAGAUGCCAAUCAUACCCAGAAUAUCUCAUAUGGUAUAAAAUAAUGGCUACAGAUGGCGGUAACAGGUUCGUUACAGUGGGGAAUCUUAGAGUGCGUGUUAUUAAAGGAAACCUUUCUGACCAACAGGUUGAUGUUAUCGUGAAUAGCAAUGGCUCUGACCUUGACUUGAGUAAAGGUCGUGCCUCCAAGGCUUUGUUAAGUGCUGCUGGUUUCGGAAUUCAGGUGGAAUGUCAACAGAAUUAUCCUAAUGGGAUACAGGACGGAGAAAUUGCAAUUACCUCUGGGGGACAGCUUUCCUGCCAGGCGAUUUACCAUGGGGCGCUGUCAAAGUAUUCUUCAACACAAGAUGAACAGACACUUCAAAAUCUUAUCGAUGCCUCACUGAAACAAGCAGAAUCAGAUGGUCAUCAGACGAUCGCUUUUCCCGCGCUUGGUGCCGGGAGGCUUGGAUAUCCUGCCACUAGUGUUGCAGAAAUCCUGUUAACUUGUAUAAAUAAUAUUACACCACAAUCACUCCAAGAAGUCCUCAUUGUGAUCUUCAAGAAGGAUAACGAUCUUUUCAAGGCAGACGUGUUAGUGUGUAGUGGACCAAAAGACUUGCAACUCAGUAAUGGAGGAUUGUCUGAAGCUUUGUUGAGAGUUGCUGGACGAGAAAUGCAAGAUGAAUUAAACCAGAAUUAUUCAAAUGGCGUUGAAUAUGGAGACAUUGCAGUCAGUGGAGGUCAUCGACUUCAAUGCAAAUUUGUGUACCACGGGGCUCUGCCAAAAUGGGGGACCAGUCAACCUGAUCCAUCAUCAACGUUGGAGAAAUUCAUGGAGAAGUGUCUGGAAACAGCAAAUAAUCAUUCUACAAGAUCCAUUGCUUUUCCCACGCUCGGAGUUGGGUCUUUACAUUAUCCUAGUGAUCAAACAGCAAAAUUGAUGGUUAAAACAAUACGAGACUUUAGUACAAAACAUUCUCGUAUGAAUAUCAGGAAAAUUAUCAUUGUAGUGUAUAGUGGAAGCAAUGACUGGUCCACUGUUCAGAAUGAGUUUAUGAAAGAAUUAAAAGGAGGUUCAUCGGGAGCCACUUUUGUUCCAGGGACUUCAGGUUUGUGUAACAUGACCACAAGUACUGUGUCCCGACAGUCAUAUUCUGGUCAGGUUGGGGGUAUUCCUGUCAUUGUUUUGGUUGGGAGUCUUGUUGAACAAAAGGUGAACCUCAUAAUCGUUGCUAAUGAUCUUGGAAUGACGUCAGGAACAUCUGGGGCAAUAGGCACAGCAGCUGGGCCCGGUCUAUCUCAAGAACUGGCUCAAAAUUAUCCCCAAGGAAUUAAUCAUGGCGACAUUGCUUUGUUGGAGGACUUUGUCUUGGGUUGUCUGGAGAAAGCAAAUAAAAGUGGUUACACGUCUAUAGCCCUUCCUGCCCUUGGGACUGGAUUUCAUAAAUUUCCUGCAGAUGUGGCGGCCGCUAACAUAGUAUCGUCAAUAGAAAAGUUUUCUAAGCAACGCCAGCAACAGAGUAUCUCAGAUAUACGAGUUGUACUGUAUGGGGGGAGUAGUGAUUUACCUAAACUAGAAAUGGCGUUCAAAGACGAAAUAAAUCAGGCUAAUUCCUCAGGUAAAAGUUCCCCUGUCCCUUCAGCCCCAAACAGACCAAGGAACGUACAAUCUAUUCCACAACGAGGCACAAAAGCUUACCUUGAUUAUAAAUAUCGAGAAGCGCUCAGAACACCACCCUACUGGACCAAAUAUACCUCCGACAAAAAACUUAAGGGGUGGAAUUUGCAGGUAAAAUCGGGGAAGUUCCAUUUGGAAAAUAUUGACCAGGUAACUCACAGAUCCAUUGGAAAUGCGCUAAAAAGGACUUUAGGAAAUGCACAAAUUGUUAGUAUUCAGAGACUAGAAAAUGUCGAGUUGUUUCUUAAGUAUGGAGAAGAAUGCCAGAGGCUAUUCCGAAAAGCAAGCGUAGAGGGAAAUUUUACGACAUUGGAUAAAAUUCCACAGUCACGUGGGCCUGUAAAAGUAAUGGGUUCAUUGGAUCCCUCCAUGACGAAACAUACUCACUCCGAAAUUAACGAGUAUUAUUUUUUUCAUGCUACGAAGUCUCAAUAUGUUGACGUCAUUUGCAGUCAAGGGUUGGACAGUCGGCUUGCAGCGAGUGGAAGACUCGGAGCGGGAGUGUAUGGUGCUGAGGUAGCCUCUAAGUCACAUCAAUAUGCAGGAUGUGACAACCAAAACCGUUAUCCAAUGUUUUUGGUUAGAAUGAGUCUUGGUGACAUUUAUCUGACCAAUUCUGGUGGAAAUUAUAAGAGGCCACCAUGCAAAAUAUGUACAAACCCUGUAUGUGUGACUCAUCAGGAAAUUCAUGACAGUGUAGUGGCGAAUGGUGGAGCCUUUUCGGAUCGAGAGUUUGUUGUUUAUGAUAGGAAUCAGUCCUAUCCUGAAUAUCUAAUUUGGUACAAUUGUUAGAAUAGACUUCUGUAUAUUAAAAAUGAGAUUUCCU
This is a messenger RNA of Saccostrea echinata, 5062 nucleotides long. RefSeq lists its product as uncharacterized. NCBI's taxonomy places the organism in Eukaryota, Metazoa, Mollusca, Bivalvia, Ostreida, Ostreidae. Gene Ontology annotation, biological process: negative regulation of gene expression. The coding region runs from base 1 to 5028 and encodes 1675 amino acids. Gene Ontology annotation, molecular function: NAD+ poly-ADP-ribosyltransferase activity; transcription corepressor activity. The transcript has 26 exons. The record is from RefSeq and is a predicted model, not a curated record. Gene Ontology annotation, cellular component: nucleus; cytoplasm.